Molecule: messenger RNA, 3117 nt
Organism: Paramecium sonneborni
Lineage: Eukaryota; Ciliophora; Oligohymenophorea; Peniculida; Parameciidae
Source: the annotation of a GenBank genome assembly
AUGUUAUAAAUCGAAGUUAUUUGUUUUGGAUUAGCUAUUGAAGUUCAAAGACUACAAGAUCUUACAUAACAACUCAAGUAAGACAUUGAUCAAGCUAACCAACACAAUAAAACUUAUCUUAAUACAAUAGAUUAAAAUAAUCUUGCUAUCCAACAUCAUACCAGAAAAAUUGAUCUUCUUUAAAGAAGUAAAAUUUAAAUCGAACAAGAUUACAAUCAAUUAAAAUCGUAAUAUGAUUAUGUUAUUGAUAUUAUUUCCUAAAUAACAGGUAAUGAGUUGACUUUAGAAGAAUUGAAUGAAUUAAUUGAAGAACUUAAAAAAAGAUCUCUCAAAUAUGAUCGAAUCUAAGAACUUCUAAAUGGAUAAAACCUUAGUGAGAUUAUUUCUAAAUCAGAACAGUACGAUAUGCAAUAUACUAUUAAUCAAGAAUUAAGAGACUAAUUAGAAUAAUAUCCUUAGAUCGUUAUUUCAUUAAAUCAAGAUUUAUAAUAACAAAAGCUAUAAAUAUAAAAUCAAAAAUUUUCAAUUAAUCAGUUAACAGAAUUAAACACAUAACUUCAAGAAUAAAUUCUUAAAUCAAAACAUAUUUAAGAUUAACGUCAAAAUUCUGAUUUAUAAUCAUCUGAUUUGAAAUUUAUUUCCCCAUAAACAGUUUAACAAGAAUAAAAUCAAAAAUAAUUAAUUGAAUUAAAAAAUAGAUUAAACUCCGUAGAACAUUAAAAUAUAUCUUUAAAAGAAGAAAUUUCAUCCAUUUUGAAUCUUAAAAUGCAAAUUGAAGCCAAACUCAGAAAUUUAAUUUUAGAUUAAAAUAAACUCUUAAAUGAAAAAGAAAAAUUAGCAAAAGAAACUUUCUAUUUAGUUAGCAUAUCUAAUAACUUUAAAACAGAACUAUAAAACAAAUAAAACGAAAUUGGAGAAUUAACGAAUCAAAACUCUUUAUUAUAAAAUCAAGUCAAAAACUAAGAAAAUUAGAUUGAAAACUUAUUAAAAUAAAAUUAAGAUUCAGAAAGUAAAUUAAAAAUAGAAAUUAAUAAUUUGAAUUAAGAAAUAUAAUCAAAAUCUUUCCAAAUUGAUGAGUUACGUCUUGAAAUUUAGUUUUUAAAUGAUGAAUCCAAAAAACUAAAUGAAGAACUUAAAAAUUAAAUGAGAAUCAACAAACAUUCUAAAUAAUUCUCACAAUAAAUUGAAAUUAUUUAAGAUAAAUUACUUUUGAAUAAAAACUUCAUUUAAAUGUAAGAUAAUUAAUUAUAAAUCUUAUAAUAGCAAUCAAUUAAAGAUAAAAAUGAAUUAGAAAAUCAUUAUAAAGGAAUUAUUGAAUAGUUAAAUUAAGAAAAUUAUAGACUUAAAUUCGAGUUAGAUCAAUUUUAAAAUACUAUUCACUAAUUAGAAGAUUAAUUAAUAUAAUUUCAAACAGAAUCGCAAGAAAAUAAAGACCUUUUAGAUUCUAAAAACUUAGAGAAUGAUAAAUUAAUCGCCUUCAACAAAAAGAUUUAAGAGUCUAAUGAAAAGCAUAUUUCAAAAAAUUAGGAACUUGAAUAAUAAAUACGUAAACUAGAGUUUAAGUAAAGCUCUAUUCAAACAUUUAAUUAAGGCAAUAGUUUAUCUUCUGAUAAUUUUAAAUAAAUAAUAGAUAAAAUUAAAUCCGAAAACUAAUAAUAUUAAUCAGAUAUUCAUAAAUUAGACUUAUUAAAUCAAGAAUUGGUUGAGCAGAUUUCGUCAAUGAAAUUUGAGAUAAAUAACUACUAAAUAUAAAUCACUAAUUUAACAAUGUAAGUUGAAAAUGCUCAAUCCCAGUUUUAGGAAGAUUAUUUAUAAGAGAUCAAUUAAAAUAGAUAAUAACAUUUAUUAUCAAUUAAUUAAAUUAAUGAUCUUAAAGAAAAGACUUAAAAAUAAUAAUAGUAAAUUUUAGAACAAAAUAAUCAAAUAUUAAGGUUCUAAAAAGAUAUUUAAAUGCAUGAGAAAAAAUUUAUAGACAAAGAAAAAUAAAUUAUCGAAUAAGAAUUAUUCAUAAGAUAAUUAUAGUAAGAAUUUAAUUUAUUAAACAAUUAUUUAAUAAAAAUUUAAGAUUAAUUUUAAACUCUGUAAUAAGAAUAAUAUAAAAAAAUUCAAGAAAAUAUCGAUUUAACUAAUCAAAUAGUUAAAUUAAAGGCUGGAUAGUAACAAACAGAGUUAAAGGAUUCUUAAUUUUUAGAGGAAAUUUAAGUAAAAAAUAACCAUCUACUUUUUGAAAAUCAAUAAUUAAAUCAGUAAAUUUAUGAGAAAAGCACUUUAUUAGAAUAAAAAUGUUUAUUGAUUGAUAAAUUCAAUUUAAAAAUUAUGAAUUAAAAUGGAGAAAUCUUUUAACUCAGAAAAUAAGUAACCUAAUAAGAAAAUCAAAUCAAAUAGUUUUAAAAUGAAAUUGAAAAAACUAAAUAAGGAUGUGAAAUAGAUUAAGUUGAAAAUAAAAAAUUAUACGAGAUGACUCAAAUAAAUUUAAAAUUAAGUUAAGUAAUUGAUGAAAAAGAACAAAAGAUUCAUUUAUUAAAACAUGACUUAGAAGUAUCACAAAUUAAAGUUGAUGAAAUUGAAAAAGUUAAUAAUAAUUUAUUAAAUAAGCUAAAUGAGAGAUAUCAAAUUUUUUAAUCUUAAUCAGAAUAGUUUUCAAAAUCUCUUAUAUCAUCUGAAACUCUCUUUUCUUAGAAUGUUGAAAAUGAUUAUUAUCAAUAGUAACUCUAAAUAUUGUAAAAUAAAUAUGAUGAUAUUCUUAAAGAAAAUUAAAUCUUAUUAAAUAAUUCCAGUUAAAUAGAAGAAUAUAAAAAUAAAGUAGCAUUAUUAUCUUUAGAAGUUUCUCGAUAUCAUAAUUUAUAAAAAGGAUCCCCUUCUUAAAAUUUUAUUCAAAGCCCUAGAGUUGAAAAUCAAGUUAUGAUUAAUAAAAUAAGCUUGAAUUAAGAAAAAGAAAGUCGUAUUAAAACCGAACAUGUUUUUGAUAAUAACUAUAAAGACAGUGAUUUUUAUUGUUUGUUAGUUUUAUUGUUCGCAGAAAUUGAAUCUCUAAGAACAAAAUUAGAUGAAAAAAAAAUAGAAGAUAGAUCAUAAGUUUAAUAAAUUAUAGAAUUUUACCGUCCCAAAGCCUAAUGA